Sorex araneus (European shrew) is the source of this 1853-nucleotide messenger RNA. RefSeq names its product phosphorylase kinase catalytic subunit gamma 1 (gene PHKG1). Gene Ontology annotation, biological process: protein phosphorylation; glycogen biosynthetic process. NCBI's taxonomy places the organism in Eukaryota, Metazoa, Chordata, Mammalia, Eulipotyphla, Soricidae. Gene Ontology annotation, cellular component: phosphorylase kinase complex. The coding region runs from base 421 to 1584 and encodes 387 amino acids. The record is from RefSeq and is a predicted model, not a curated record. The transcript is spliced from 11 exons. Gene Ontology annotation, molecular function: calmodulin binding; phosphorylase kinase activity; ATP binding.
CCCAAGGGGAGUCUAAAGAUCACUUUCUGCUGUCCUGCCCGGCCCCAAGUCACCCAAACUUCCCUUGUCCGCCGCCAGAGGACACCAGCUGGUGAGAUUUGGCAACAGGUCGUCUCUGAUGAGCCUUGACCUACAUGCCGGGUUCGCAGUUGUGCUUUAUUUUUGGCAUGUGGCAAAGGAGCAAAGCCUGUAGGAGAAGCAGCAAGAUAUUCUAUCUGGUCAGGAGUGUCUGCUCGGGGCUACUUCAGUCUUCUGCUGUUUCCUCUCCACGGGCGACUCUGGAACCUUCAGAAUUCUGGCCACUUGCACGCAAAAGCUUUGAAAGUCUGAAUCUGAGGGCUUCCCAGAAGAAGAAACCAAGACAGAAAAUUUGGGGAAACUACAUUAAAGGCGCUUCCGAGUCCCCCCCAGCCGCUGAGCAUGACGUGGGACGAGGCCCUGCCGGACUCACACUCUGCACAGAGCUUCUACGAGAACUAUGAGCCCAAGGAGAUCCUGGGCAGGGGUGUUAGCAGCGUCGUCAGGCGCUGCGUCCACAAACCCACCCGUCAGGAAUAUGCCGUGAAGAUCAUCGACGUCACCGGUGGGGGCAGCUUCAGCUCCAAGGAGGUGCAGGAGCUGCGCGAGGCCACGCUCAAGGAGGUGGACAUCCUGCGCAAAGUCUCGGGUCACCCCAACAUCAUCCAGCUGAAGGACACUUACGAGACCAACACUUUCUUCUUCUUGGUGUUUGACCUGAUGAAGAAAGGGGAACUCUUCGAUUACCUCACUGAGAAGGUGACCCUCAGUGAGAAGGAAACCAGGAAGAUCAUGAGAGCCCUGCUGGAGGUGAUCUGCACCUUGCACAGACUCAACAUCGUGCAUCGGGAUCUCAAGCCUGAGAACAUCCUCUUGGACGAUGACAUGAACAUCAAGCUCACAGACUUCGGUUUUUCCUGCCAGCUGCAGCCAGGAGAGAAGUUGCGAGAGGUCUGCGGGACCCCCAGUUACCUGGCCCCGGAGAUCAUUGAGUGUUCCAUGAAUGAGGACCACCCGGGCUACGGGAAGGAGGUGGACAUGUGGAGCACCGGGGUCAUCAUGUACACCCUCCUGGCCGGCUCCCCGCCCUUCUGGCAUCGCAAGCAGAUGCUGAUGCUCAGGAUGAUCAUGAGCGGCAGCUACCAGUUCGGCUCUCCGGAGUGGGACGAUUACUCGGACACCGUCAAAGACCUGGUUUCCCGCUUCCUGGUGGUGAGCCCGGAGGGCCGCUGCACGGCAGAAGAGGCCUUGGCGCACCCCUUCUUCCAGCAGUACGUGGCGGAAGAAGUGCGGCACUUCAGCCCCCGAGGCAAGUUCAAGGUGAUCCUUCUCACGGUGCUGGCCUCCGUGCGCAUCUACUACCAGUACCGCCGCCUCAAGCCUGUGACCCGAGAGAUCGUCAUUCGAGACCCCUAUGCCCUCCGCCCGCUGCGGCGCCUCAUCGACGCCUACGCCUUCAGGAUCUACGGCCACUGGGUGAAGAAGGGGCAGCAGCAGAACCGGGCAGCCCUGUUCGAGAACACACCCAAGGCUGUGCUCCUCUCCCUGGCCGAGGACGACUACUGAGGGGCGGCAGGCCAGGUGGGCUGGGGGCGGUGAGAGGGGUGAGGCGGCUGCCCCGCGCAGUGCAGGACCCGCACGUGGGGUGAGAAUAACAGACUGGGGGACCCGCCCAUACAUGAUGUGCCGGACCCUGGAGGAGACUGUAUGGCUCCAGCACCCGGCGUGGGCACAAGGAGGACCUUCUCCAGGACUGCGUUAGGAGAAUCACAGGGAAGCCCCUCGGGGGUCUUUCGGGAGCACUAUUCGAGACUCCUCCGGACACACAGUUCUGC